Molecule: messenger RNA, 687 nt
Organism: Dovyalis caffra
Lineage: Eukaryota; Viridiplantae; Streptophyta; Magnoliopsida; Malpighiales; Salicaceae
Source: the annotation of a GenBank genome assembly
AUGGAUCAACCAAAGCUGACCAUCCCAGAAGUAGAGACUGCCAAACCAAAUUAUGGUUACCUCCCCAAAGCCAGACCUCCCAGAACCAAAAUAAACUCCUCCUAUAUAGUCAAGCCGGAUAAUCGAUAUGACCCAAAACAGACAUUGACGAAACCUGACUUUAAGUAUGGCCCAAAACCAAAUGUUGAUCAACCGAAGUUGACCAUACCGAAACCAAACCUCUCCGUACCAAAAUUAGGCAACGAAAAAUCAAAUUAUGGGUACGGUUCAAUUCCAGAAGCUCCACUCCCCAUUGGGAUUGAAGGUCUUGUUCUUUGCAAAUCAGGCUCUACUUAUGUUCCCAUUGAAGGAGCUGUGGUAAGGAUAGCAUGUAUCGCUGUGGACCAGAACGGAUACGAGACAACACCUUUCACAUGCUUGACUGGUGCAACUGAUGCAAACGGUUACUACUACAAAAUAUUGCCUGCUUUUGGGCUUGGCGAUGAUUUGAAGGUCACAGAAUGCAAGGCCUACCUUGAAAGCUCUCCAUUGGAGACCUGCAAAAUUCCAACAGAUGUCAACUACGGGAUGAGUGGUGCCCUCCUUUCUCCUUACCGCCUUCUCAGUAGCAAAAACAUUAAGUUGUACUCUAUGAGGACUUUCUUCUACACCUCGGAAGCUACAUCAACCCCUGCCGGUGGUUAUUAA